Nezara viridula (southern green stink bug) is the source of this 1385-nucleotide messenger RNA. The record is from the annotation of a GenBank genome assembly. NCBI's taxonomy places the organism in Eukaryota, Metazoa, Arthropoda, Insecta, Hemiptera, Pentatomidae.
CUUUUCUAUUGUUCAAAUGAGACUUGAAUAAGAAAGGCUGUGCAACAUAUCUGUUGAUAUUAUAACCUUCCUUCAGUGGAACCAGUUAUUUAUUUAUUUACAAUGUAUACAGUUGCCUUUCACGAUAGUUUACGAAAUUAACGAAUGAAAAAUCCAGAAUGAGUGAUACUCUAAAAGAGCUGAGAGAACGAUCUCAAAAGAGGAAAAAACUUCUUGCCCAAACGUUUGGUGUAUCUAAUGUUGCUGAAUUAAGACAAGUACUGGGAACAGCUGAGGAAGAACCUGCAAAGAAAGUUCCUAUAUUGUCACAUACACCUACUGAAAUACUGAAUGAAAAAGAAGAAAAUGGGACUGAUAGCGUUGUUUACAAAGAUUCAUCAACAUUUCUUAAGGGAACACAGUCUUCAAAUCCUCACAACGAUUACUGCCAACAUUUUGUUGAUACUGGACAAAGGCCACAAAAUUUCAUAAGAGAUGUUGGAUUGGCUGACCGUUUUGAGGAGUAUCCCAAACUCCGAGAACUAAUUAAAUUAAAGGAUGAUUUAAUUGCUCAAACAGCCACGCCACCAAUGUUUCUCAAGUGUGAUCUUGAAACAUUCAAUAUAAAAGAUUUAAAUAAUAAAUUUGAUGUGAUACUUGUUGAACCUCCGCUUGAAGAAUACCAAAGAACGAUGGGAGUAACAAAUAUUAAACUUUGGAGUUGGGAUCAAGUAAUGCAAUUGGACAUAGGUGAAGUUGCUGCCUCUAGAAGUUUUGUUUUUUUGUGGUGUGGCUCAUCUGAAGGUCUUGAUAUGGGAAGAGCUUGUCUGCGCAAAUGGGGUUUUCGUAGAUGUGAAGAUAUUUCUUGGAUCAGAACUAAUAUAAAUAGCCCAGGACAUUCUAAAAAUCUUGAACCUAAAGCAAUUUUUCAACGGACUAAAGUACUAUUUCGUUGGCGCGGCCAACGACAGCAACCGCUAUUCCACGCUGCCAACCGCUGUUGGCGUAGCUAUUUUUCUGAAACUGCUCACUGGGGUUGUUAUAACCUGCGUAUAACCUUCGAUUAUUUCGCUUUAUCUUCGAAGAUAAAAAAAUGAACAUCCUUUCUCUGACUCCGCUUUUUUAUUUGAGGAGGAAGAAGAAGAAGUGGAAAUGUUGUUCAUAAGGAGAAGGAAUAUCAGUAUUUCAAUGAGAUGCUCAUCAUCAAAUCCCUUCUUGGACAUUGUUUGUUAUUGUCUAGAUGAACAACCAAAAAUUGAGGAACAACCAAAAAAGAACAAAAAGGCGGAAAAUGCCGUAUUAACAACAAUAGUCCCCCUGAUAUUAGAUAUUAUUAGUUUGAAAAGUAAUAGUAAUUAUUACAUGAUUGAUUAGUAAUACAUAUAUAUUUGUAAUUAAAUCACAGC